UGCUUAGGAAGGGAGGAGGCGGCGCUGGGAGCCGGGACUCGGCGGGCGGCGAGGAGCGCGGAGCCGGAGCCAGAGCCGAAGCCGGAGCCGGACGCCGCCGCCGCAGCCACCUGCGCGGCAGUCAUCAAGAUGUCAUGGCACCCCCAGUACCGGAGCUCCAAGUUCCGCCAUGUCUUUGGCAAACCAGCCAGCAAGGAGAACUGCUACGACUCCGUGCCCAUCACCCGCAGCGUCCACGACAAUCAUUUCUGUGCUGUGAACCCCCACUUCAUUGCAGUCGUGACUGAGUGUGCUGGUGGGGGGGCCUUCCUCGUCAUCCCCUUGCACCAGACGGGAAAGUUGGACCCCCACUACCCAAAGGUCUGCGGGCACAGAGGGAACGUCUUAGACGUCAAAUGGAACCCUUUCAAUGAUUUUGAGAUCGCCUCCUGUUCUGAAGAUGCCACGAUUAAAAUCUGGGACAUCCCCAAGCAGCUGCUGGCAAAGAACCUCACAGUCUGCAAGAAGGAGCUGGUGGGCCACGCCCGCAGAGUGGGCCUGGUGGAGUGGCACCCCACAGCCGCCAGUAUCCUCUUCAGCUCCGGCUAUGACUACAAGGUGAUGGUCUGGAACCUGGAUACAAAGGAGGCUGUAAUCAUGAGCCCCGUGAAGACAAUUAACUGUCACCAAGACGUGAUCCUCUCCAUGUCCUUCAACACCAACGGCAGCCUGCUGGCCACUACCUGUAAAGACCGCAAGAUUCGGGUUCUCGACCCCCGAGCAGGGGCCGUCCUCCAGGAAGCCAGCUAUAAGGGGCACCGGGCCAACAAAGUGCUAUUUCUGGGGAACCUGAAGAAGCUGCUGUCCACGGGCACAUCCCGAUGGAACAACCGGCAGAUGGCCCUGUGGGACCAGGAUGACCUCUCUGUGCCUCUCGCAGAGGAGGACCUCGAUGGCUCCUCAGGCGUGCUGUUUCCGUUCUAUGACUCGGACACCAACAUGCUCUACGUGGUGGGGAAGGGAGACGGGAACAUCCGCUACUAUGAGGUCAGCACCGACAAACCUCACCUGAACUACCUGACCGAGUACCGCUCCUAUAAUCCACAGAAGGGGAUCGGUGUUAUGCCAAAGAGAGGUCUCGACGUGUCCUCCUGUGAGAUCUUCCGCUUCUACAAGCUGAUUACAACCAAAAGCCUCAUUGAGCCCAUAUCCAUGAUUGUACCCCGGCGGUCGGAAUCCUACCAAGAGGACAUCUACCCGCCCACGGCAGGUGCCCAGCCGUCUCUGACGGCCCAGGAGUGGCUCAGUGGGAUGAAUAAAGGGCCAGUCCUGAUGUCCCUUAGGCCUGGCUCCGAGCUGCUGAGCCCCCAGCCUCUGCCCCCAGAGAGACCCCCCUCCAAGCCCAGGCCCCACACCUCGCCUCGCCUCUUCAACCAGACAGAAAAGCUGGCUGCAGAAGAUGGAAGGAGGCCCCUCUCCCUGCUGGAGGAGAGGGCGCCACGGUGGGUGGCAGAACACAGACUGGAGGAGAAGAAAACUUGGUUCACAAAUGGCUUUGACAUCUUCGAAUGUCCCCCACCAAAGACAGAGAACGAGCUGCUGCAGAUGUUCUAUCGGCAACAAGAUGAGAUCCGAAGGCUCCGGGAGCUGGUGACCCAGCGUGAGGUCCAGGCCAAACAAUUGGAACUGGAGAUCAAAAACUUGCGGAUGGGCUCAGAGAGGCUCUGAGCAGGGUCCUCUGCCCUCCUCGCCCUCAGGGACACCACUCGGCUCAUGGGGAGGUCCGGAACCAAACCACAGGUCCCCCGAGAACAGCCACUAUUUCUGUAUUUUUUUACCAGAGAUGAAACUCUUGGUUGCGGAAAGAUUCCAGUGGGACCUGGUGCCGAUUUUCUAUUUGCCUUCUUGAAACAACAGUGUCUGAAUUGACUCUUUUUAGAUGAUACCUUGCCUUCUGUUUAAUUGUUUUGAAGGGUCCACGGCAACUUCUCAAGGGGAAGAACAUUGUAGAAAGUUAGAGCUGGAAGGUCCUAGGAGGUGAACCUUCCUGUGGUUUUCAAACUGUGGUCCAUAGCAAGGGGGGAAGGCUAAGUCAGGAGGGCUGUGCCCCCCCCGCCUCCAUUCCUACCAGUCAGCUCCCCUUCUUUCUGUUUUAUAUAUUAGCUUCUAUGGAAUACAUAAUUCUGCUACUAAAAAAAUAUUAGAAGUUUGAAAACCAGUGACGUGGCCCAACUUCCUUAUUUUACAGGUGAAGAAACUGAGGCCCAGAGAGAGGCAAGUAAUCAAGGUCCCCAGAGAGUUCAUGGCCGGGCUGGGCUGAGCUCCUGGUCUCCUGGAUCUGCCUUUCUGCGGUUUAUGAUGCAGCAGAUGUGCAGUUCUCAGCCCACAAGGCAGGAAUCCGUUGGUUCUGGCCUCAGCUGUGCCCCUGAGUUGCUCAGUGACCUCUUGCAAAUCAUUACCUCUCUGGUCUCACUUUCUCCAUCUGAACAAGGGGGACCCUGGAAUGCGCUGCCCUCUAUAGGAUCUGCCACCUGAGAUAAGAAACCUUGGCCUUGACCUAAGGAAAACUACUUGUAGGGUGAUGAUCUGGGUUUGCUGCAGGAACUCCAAAGACGUUGACAAAGAGGCAGAGGAAGUUUAACUUCAGGGAAGUAAGUCAGGGUUCAGCCUAAUUGUAGAACACAGACGGGAGGCCAUCCUCUCUCUCUUCAACCAGAAUCAGCUGAAUAUGGGUAGACACUAUCCCUUAUGUGGGGAUGCAGACAGCAGAGUGGUGCCCAUGGCUACUGACUGCCACCACCAAAGCCCUGAGGUCGCAGAGCCUGCCUCCUCCAGGAUGAUGUAGGCAGAUUUCAGCCCAAAGUAAUAGAAGAGGUCCCCAGGAGGUAGGGAGACCCAGCCUGGAAGUGUGCCGGCAGAGCCCCAUGGCUGCCCAGCCAUGAGGGUUUCUGGAGAAGGAUGACUGUACUAGGCAAGGAAGCGGGACCAGAUGGCUCUGACUUCCCUUCCAGCCUGAGAGUUUUUCUGUGUCCCUCCUUUGUGAAUCUGUAUUCUGAGCCCUUUCUCUAAGGUUCUCUCCUUCUCAGUGGUCAGUACAACAACCCAGCUAGAGACGGGGAAUGUUGGAAGUUAAAUGUGCCCCUCUUUACCAAGGCUAUGCAGACGAUGAGUUUUUCCAUUGCACAGGGCGAUCCUGGAGCUAAGAUGGGAACUGCAGGAGGCCACCUAGCCUGCUAGGUUUCAACCCAGGCUAGAAUCCCCUUAGAAUCCCCUUAGAAUCCCCUUGGGAGCCUUCAGGAAAUACAGAUACCCAGGUCCAACCUCAGACCAACUGGAGCCGAAUCUCCAGAGUAGGGCCUGACCUUGUGUAUGUUUUUAUAAGUUCCCAGGUAAUUCUGCAAUACGGAGAGGACAGAGACCCGCUGGGCUAGUCUCUCUGUACCUAUUUGCAGUAAAGAUGAGGACAGUGAGUGCAGACAGGAUCUGGGACUUCAACCCUGUCUUCUAAGUCCAUGCUAGAAACUCCUAAAAAAAGUCAAGAAGCAUUGUCCUGGGUGUCUCUGGGACCCUGACUGCAGCACAGUGAGGGCUCUGUGCUCCCGACUGCCCCCUCCCCGAGCCAUGGCUGCGUCCCCUUGUUUGCCCCCACACACCAGGUGCCCAUGUUCCUUGUUGGGUUUACUCAGUCACUGGGGCCUGCCAAGCUUGCCAAAGGCCAAAUCCCAGGCAUUGUCAGGGGAGCAGAGCUCCACUGGAUGGGGUUACCUUUCCCACCUCAUUUGCGGCCAGCAUGUCACAGUUUACAAAGCACUCCCACCCUCAAUCACUGACACAUUCUACUCUAAUACGGGUCAGCUAGGUGUUAUUAUCCCCAAGUUCAGAAGAGAAGACCUAACCUCAGAGAAUGAAGAAUCAUCAAGCCCAAAAGGCACUGGCUGCAAGGCAUGGAGGUGGGGCCAGUCUGGAGAGCUUCCCACAUGCCUCCUCGACACAGAGACAUCCCUUCCUUCUCAAGCUUUCCCCACCCCUGAGGGACCCAGACCUCGUGCUUAAAAACAAUACGAAGGCAUCCAUGAACAAACUUCUUUUUCCUUCUUUUUUUUUUUUUUACAUCUACAAUAAAUUAUUUAAAUUAUUUCACAGCAAGGGAGAGGGAUAGGUAAUUUUUAUCAGAUAUUUUUUUAAGACAUUUUUUAAAAUUACAUUUUUGUUCUUGACUGAUGAAGUGGAACUCGCCCAGCAUUUGCAGGGCCCUCAAGCUCAGGGCAAGCGGAAUGUGUACUCAUCUCCUUACUCCAUACCCUAGGAACCCCCUGACUGUUGACUCAGGAACUUUCUGAGAAUGAAGACAGCACUGGGAGAUGAGAUUUGGGGUGUAUCCACCUUAGCUCUACAGUCAUUGAGAUUGUAUCAUAGAGGGAAGCAGGAAGUCAGAAAUCAAUCUAUGCUUUUAAUAUGAAACCGUGCCUGAAACAGUUUGAUUGUUUUAAUAUUGUUUCUGAAAUUCCUUGUACCUUUGUAAAAAAAAAAAAAGUGAAAAUAAAUAGAUGUGGAAUAGUGCAAUGGAAAGAAUGGAACAAAAUAAUAAACAACAUCUUCCUAGACA
Molecule: messenger RNA, 4585 nt
Organism: Aethalodelphis obliquidens (Pacific white-sided dolphin)
Lineage: Eukaryota; Metazoa; Chordata; Mammalia; Artiodactyla; Delphinidae
Gene: CORO2A
Product: coronin 2A
Exons: 12
Coding region: 130-1707 (525 amino acids)
Molecular function (GO): actin filament binding
Source: RefSeq, a predicted model, not a curated record